UGCUGUCAAAAUCAUUUCAGUAACUGAACAACUAACAAUAGAAAGCAGUUGUUAGGCAAGUCGUAGAGCGGUAUUAAAAUCGAUUUUCAUAAUUCAAAAGUAUUUGGCGCCAAUCUAAAAUCGAGUUAAAAUGACGCGCGAAUCGAAUUCAGAACUUUUCAGUGUUAGUCCAAAGAAUAUGGUCUUCUAUGCACCAUACGAUCGCACCCAGAAACGUAUAAUCACCAUAUUGAAUCCAACUAUGCAGAAGCUGCUCUUCAAGAUACUGACGAAUGCGCCAUGGCAAUACAAUGCCAUCCCGAAGUGCGGCUGCGUCGAGCCAUACGAUAUCAGCGAGAUUCUCAUCAGUCUCAACGGUUUUCAGUUCAAUCAUGCCGAAAAGUAUUGUCAUCGCUUUUGCGUUCAGUGCAUUCCAGUGCCGCCAGCUAAACUUUUCGACACUCAAUCCAUUCUGUGCUUAUUUAAGCGAGUGCGCCGCGGCAUGAUACACAAUGUGCGAGUGCCAGUGGAACUGAAGCCGAAGCCGCUAGAUAUACCACAAGACGAGCUGGACAGCAUCUUGCAGUACGACGUUCAGAAGUUGCUCUGGCACAUGCGACCCAUAGACGCUGAUUAUUUGGAACAGCUCAAACAGGUGACUAUGCCCGCGAAAGGCCGAAAAAAACGCUGUGGCUGGAAGUGCAUGCUAGUGACUCCGCUGAUAUUAAUAUGGACUGGACUGGCUGUGGCCUAUAUUCACCAUCAACAAGUGGAAGACUUCCAGUUUUUAGAAUUGAAGGCGGACAACCAAAACUGUGAAGAGUGACCAGGAGACCAGAUAAUCAAUGCCCACAUAUACGAGAAGAGAGAUAUAGGAAUUGCAUAGUUGCUUCUGUUUAACUUUUAGAGUUAUACUGUUAAUUUAAAUUUAUUUUAUUUAAAUACAUUUAGCAUACUGCAGUCAAAGGCAAAGUUAAGCGCCAUUCAGUCAAGACCUGGGGCAAAGAGCAUCCCUUAAUUGGACACCCGUCGUUGGUUCUAGUUAGCUUUGUGUGCAGGGCAUAUGUCGUCAGGGCUCAGAGUCGAGCAUCGCAAGCACUAGAUCAUUGCAGAGCAAGCCAUGGCCAUAAGCCAACAACUGCUGCUGUUUGAAUUGAGUGUUGGCCACAAAACAACUAACAGCGCAACCACAGCCACAACUACGACCGCGACCACUAGCAACCGCAAUAACAAUACGAGAGUGCACUGCGCUAAUCACUGCUGGAUGGCAAAUGAUCUGGUUAGCCUCAGCAUAAUGAAAACAGCCUAAAGCAUUUAUUGACGUAUUGGGAAUUCAAAUUUAAAUUUCUUUAAAGCUGAGCAGCGUAUGUGAUAGUCAGUGCAUCGGUGCUCCUCCGUUUGGAAAGGACACCAUCUAUUCAUAAUCGGCCUCAUUAUCAGCUGCGUAAUGCCUAUAUUUUACAUAUACCUCAUAUAUCUACCAAUUGUUCAAAUUGUUCUGACUAUUGCCGGCUGCAGAUUUUAUAAACUGGGCAUGGACGAUUCUCUUUAAGCGAAAACUAAAUUUCCAGCCGACAAAGUAUAUUAAUAUGUAUAAUCUGUGCGGUUUCAGGCAGAUUUUUGAUUAUAUAAAAGGACAGAUCUGGCGAAUAGUAAUUCUAGCUAAACGAAAAUGCCCAGUUACUUGCAUGUCCAUUACCUAGAAUCUUAAAGCCUUGUCAAAGCUAAUGACAUAGUUGUCACACACUCACUCACUCACUCAUACAGCACACACACAUCACCACACACACACUUAGUUGAGAAAGUUCAUUAAGCUGAUGUAAGUUAAUUAAAACGCAAACGCACAAACUGACAGAAUGAUAUAAGUGCCAAAGACAGACAUGGCUGAGCGUAUUGAAGCCUGAAAGGUUUUGCGUAGCGAGUAGGCAGCCGAGGGGCAGCUGCAUAACGGCACUUUGCACCGCAAACAGACGAUUCAAUGUCCUGGCAAAGUCAAGUACUCCGUGACUGCAAGAUGUGUCAAUUGGCUUUGAGCAGUUGCUGCAUCUGGACCUGUGCACCUGGACUCCCCAACAGCUACAAACCCCAUUUGACUUUGUAACCAAUUUGCUGUAGCACAUCAAUUGUUAGGCACUUAACAAGUCGAUCGCCCACUCUAUCUAACCACAUGACCAUCAUCUUCAGCUGUUUUGGAUGGUAAUGAGCCUGUGACGGAUCAAUAAACAGCAGACUAGGCUUGAUUUGUCUCUAAA
This is a messenger RNA of Drosophila hydei, 2231 nucleotides long. RefSeq lists its product as uncharacterized. The record is from RefSeq and is a predicted model, not a curated record. Lineage: Eukaryota; Metazoa; Arthropoda; Insecta; Diptera; Drosophilidae. Bases 131 to 805 code for a protein of 224 amino acids. The transcript is spliced from 5 exons.